AUGUCUACUACAAACGGCCAGAGCAGCUCCUUCGCUGCCAAACAUAAUUUGCCUUCACAUUUCAUUGGUGGAAACAGGCUAGAUCUUGCUCCUCCAAGCAAGGUCAAGGACUUUGUUGCAGCCCAUGAUGGUCACUCCGUCAUCACAUCGGUUCUUAUCGCCAACAACGGUAUCGCUGCGGUGAAAGAAAUUCGGUCGGUGCGAAAAUGGGCAUACGAAGUUUUUGGAAAUGAGCGCGCUAUUCAGUUCACUGUCAUGGCGACGCCUGAAGAUUUGCAAGCCAAUGCUGACUACAUCCGUAUGGCGGAUCAAUAUGUAGAAGUCCCUGGUGGUACCAACAAUAACAACUACGCAAACGUGGAGUUGAUUGUUGAUAUUGCUGAACGUAUGAAUGUUCAUGCUGUGUGGGCCGGUUGGGGUCACGCUUCCGAAAAUCCCAAGCUACCAGAAUCUUUAGCCGCAUCACCCAAGAAGAUAAUCUUCAUUGGUCCCCCCGGUUCUGCCAUGCGAUCUCUUGGAGACAAGAUUUCGUCCACGAUUGUUGCACAACACGCUGGUGUUCCGUGUAUCCCCUGGUCCGGAUCCGGCGUCGACGAGGUCAAGGUCGACAAAGAUGGAAUCGUGACUGUUGACGAUUUCGUCUAUGAUAUGGGCUGUACACACUCUUGGGAGGAGGGUCUGGAGGCUGCUAAGAAGAUCGGCUUCCCCGUCAUGGUUAAGGCUUCUGAAGGCGGCGGUGGUAAAGGUAUCCGAAAAGUUGAGCGGGAAGAAGAUUUUGCUACACUGUAUAAUGCCGCGGCUAGCGAAAUUCCCGGAUCGCCUAUUUUCAUUAUGAAGUUGGCCAGCAAUGCCAGACAUUUGGAAGUUCAGCUGCUCGCCGAUCAGUACGGUAACAACAUCUCUCUCUUCGGCCGUGAUUGCUCAGUCCAGCGACGACACCAGAAGAUUAUUGAAGAAGCUCCAGUCACCAUCGCCAACAACAAUACUUUCCAGGCUAUGGAGCGUGCUGCUGUCAGCCUUGGUAAGCUGGUCGGUUACGUUUCAGCGGGUACCGUCGAAUACUUGUAUUCGCAUCAAGAUGACAAGUUCUACUUUUUGGAACUUAACCCUCGUUUGCAAGUCGAGCACCCUACUACCGAGAUGGUCACUGGCGUCAAUUUGCCUGCUGCUCAAUUACAAAUUGCUAUGGGUAUUCCUCUUCACCGCAUUCGCGACAUCCGCCUUCUGUACGGCGUUGACCCUCACACCUCCUCUCCCAUUGACUUUGACUUCUCCAAGGAGGAUAGCCGCUCGGCCCAGCGUCGUCCUCAGCCCAAGGGUCACUGCACCGCUUGCCGUAUCACGUCUGAAGACCCCGGUGAGGGAUUCAAGCCGUCAAGCGGAACCAUGCACGAACUCAACUUCCGUAGUUCGUCAAAUGUUUGGGGUUACUUCUCAGUCGGUUCAUCUGGUGGUAUCCACAGUUUCUCCGAUUCUCAGUUCGGUCACAUCUUCGCUUAUGGUGAAAACCGUACGGCAUCCCGUAAACACAUGGUUGUUGCCUUGAAGGAACUCAGCAUUCGUGGUGACUUCCGAACCACUGUCGAAUACCUCAUCAAGUUGCUCGAAACCCCCGCUUUUGAAGACAACACAAUCACCACUGGCUGGCUGGACCAACUGAUCUCUAAUAAAUUGACAGCCGAACGUCCUGAUUCGACCUUGGCUGUCAUCUGUGGUGCUGUUACACGCGCUCAUCUCGCAAGUGAAGCUUGCAUUGCCGAAUAUCAGUCCAACUUGGAGAGAGGUCAAGUUCCUUCCAAAGAGGUCCUCAAGACCGUCUUCCCGGUUGAGUUCAUCUACGAGGGAUGCCGCUACAAGUUCACCGCCACAAAAGCUAGCCCUGAUAGCUACCACCUCUUCAUCAACGGUUCCAAGUGCUCCGUUGGUGUCCGUGCUCUGGCUGACGGUGGAUUACUUGUCUUGAUGAACGGCCGAAGCCACAAUGUCUACUGGAAAGAAGAAGCUGCUGCGACUCGCAUGAGCGUUGAUGGAAAGACCUGUCUCUUGGAGCAGGAGAACGACCCUACCCAACUUCGAACCCCUAGUCCUGGUAAGCUCGUCAAGUUUACCGUCGAGAACGGUGAACAUGUCAAGGCUGGCCAACCCUUCGCUGAGGUCGAGGUCAUGAAGAUGUACAUGCCUUUGAUCGCCCAAGAAGAUGGUACUGUCCAGUUCAUUAAGCAGCCCGGAGCCACCCUCGAGGCUGGUGACAUUCUCGGUAUAUUGGCUUUGGAUGACCCAUCCCGUGUGAAGCAUGCUCAGCCAUUCACCGGACAGCUCCCCGAUAUUGGACCUCCUCAGAUCGUUGGAAACAAGCCCCCUCAGAAGUUCACUCUUCUCCACAGCAUUUUGGAAAAUAUCCUCAAAGGUUUCGACAACCAGUUCCUCAUGAAACAAACGCUAAAGGAACUCAUCGAGGUCCUCCGUAACCCAGAGCUUCCUUACGGCGAAUGGAACGCACAAUUUGCAGCUCUUCACACCCGUAUGCCCGGUAAACUUGCCACCCAAGUCUCCCAGGUGGUUGAACGGGCCCGAUCUCGUCAAUCCGAGUUCCCCGCCAAGCAGCUUCAGAAGACCAUUGUCAAGUUCAUUGAAGAGAAUGUCAAUCCUGGUGAUGCAGACAUUCUCAAGACCACCUUGAGCCCACUCGUGCACAUCAUUGAGCUCUACAAAGAUGGUCUCAAAGUUCACGAAUACAACGUGUUCAUCGGACUCUUGGAACAGUACUACUCCGUUGAAAGCCGAUUCACCGGUCGUAACACUCGUGACGAAGAAGUCGUCCUCAAAUUGCGUGACGAACACAAGGAAGACAUUCGCUCUGCAAUCCAAAUUGUCCUAUCUCACACCAAGGUCGGCACCAAGAACAAUCUUGUCCUUGCAAUUCUGGAUAUCUACCGUCCCAACCAGCCCAAUGUCACAAAUGUAGGGAAGUACUUCAAGCCCAUUUUGCGUAAACUCGCAGAGUUGGAAUCUCGUGCCGCAUCCAAGGUCGCACUCAAGGCUCGCGAGCUGCUUAUUCAGGCUGCUUUGCCUUCUCUCGAGGAGAGAACUGCCCAGAUGGAGCACAUUCUCCGCUCCUCUGUGGUUGAAUCUCGCUAUGGCGAGGCCGGUUGGGAUCAUCGAGAGCCAUCGUUUGAGGUCCUCAAGGAAGUCGUGGACUCCAAGUUCACAGUCGACGAUGUUCUGCCUCAAUUCUUUUCUCAUUCCGACCUUUGGGUCACAUUGGCUGCGUUGGAGGUUUACAUUCGUCGGGCUUAUCGUGCUUAUAGUAUUAAGGGUAUUCAGUAUCACACUGAUAGCGAACAGCCUUUCAUUUCCUGGGAUUUCGCUCUGGGUAAGAUGGGACAAGCAGACUUUGGACUUCCCGUUGCCUCCUCACACCCAUCUACUCCGGGUACACCUACCACUGACGGCCCCAACCCUUUCAAGAGGAUCCAUUCUAUCAGCGACAUGUCAUACUUGGUCAACGAGGAUUCAAGCGAAAUUCCUCGCAAGGGUGUCUGUAUCCCUGUUCAGUAUCUUGAAGAAGUUGAAGAGCAACUUGUACGCGCUCUUGAUGUUUUCCCUCGCACCACUGCUAAAGCGACCAAGUCUUUGACUGCCGAGCUCAGUGGUAAACGCCGACCUCCUCAACGCCAGGACAGUGAAGGAGAACUUUCUGGAGUGUGCACCGUCGCCAUUCGUGACGUGGAGAAUCUUGAAGAUGCCGAACUUUUCUCUCAGUUCAACAAGAUUAUUUCUGCCCACAAGGAGGACCUGCUCUCUAGGCGUGUUCGUCGUGUUACAUUCAUCUGCGGACACAAGGAUGGUAGCUAUCCUGGCUACUUCACUUUCCGUGGACCUUUGUACGACGAGGACGAGGAUAUCCGUCACAGCGAACCUGCUUUGGCUUUCCAGUUGGAGUUGGGCCGUUUGUCCAAGUUCAAGAUCAAACCCGUCUUCACCCAGAACCGUAACAUCCACGUUUACGAGGCCAUUGGCAAGGGUCCUGAAGUUGACCGCACAACUAUUGACAAGCGCUACUUCACUCGUGCUGUUGUGCGUCCAGGCCGUCUCCGUGACGACAUUCCUACCGUGGAAUACCUGAUCUCUGAGGCUGACCGACUGAUGAAUGAUAUCCUUGACACUCUUGAGGUUAUUGGAAACAACAAUUCCGAUCUCAACCAUAUCUUCCUCAACUUCACGCCAGUGUUCCCCUUGCAACCCAAGGAUGUCGAGGAUGCUUUGGCUGGAUUUGUGGACCGCUUCGGUCUCCGUUUGUGGAGACUUCGCGUUACUGGUGCUGAGAUCCGUAUCUUGUGCACUGAUCCUACAACAGGCCAGCCUUAUCCUCUGCGUGUCAUCAUUAACAAUACCUUUGGUUUUGUCAUUCAGGUUGAGCUGUACAUCGAGAAGAAGUCAGAGAAGGGUGAAUGGAUCUUCCACAGCAUUGGAGGCACAACCAAGGUUGGCUCUAUGCACAUGCGCCCAGUAUCCACGCCUUAUCCUACCAAGGAAUGGCUGCAGCCCAAACGUUACAAGGCCCAUGUUAUGGGAACACAAUACGUCUACGAUUUCCCAGAACUGUUCCGCCAAGCAUUCCAAAAUAGCUGGACAAAGGCUAUUGAGAAGGUUCCAGGUCUGCUUGAGAAGCGUCCUCCAGUUGGUGAAUGUAUUGAGUACAGUGAGCUUGUCUUGGACGAUACCGAUAACCUAGUUGAGGUGUCUCGUGAGGCCGGUACCAAUUCGCACGGUAUGGUUGGCUGGAUAGUCACAGCCUACACUCCGGAAUACCCCAAGGGUCGUCGUUUCAUCAUCAUCGCCAACGAUAUCACCUACCAGAUUGGUUCGUUCGGUCCUCAGGAAGACAAGUUCUUCCACAAGUGUACCGAGUGGGCAAGGAAGCUUGGUAUCCCUCGUGUCUACUUGUCUGCCAACUCUGGUGCUCGUAUUGGCAUGGCUGACGAGUUGAUUCCUUAUUUGAACGUUGCCUGGAACGAUCCUUCCAAGCCUGAGGCCGGCUUCAAGUACCUGUACUUGACUCCCGAAAUCAAGAAGAAGUUGGAUGAGCGCAAGAACAAGGAGGUCAUCACCGAGCUUGUGAAUGAAGACGGUGAAGAACGCCAUAAGAUCACAGCCGUCAUUGGUGCCAAGGACGGACUUGGUGUUGAGUGUCUUCGUGGUUCUGGUUUGAUUGCUGGUGAGACCUCACGCGCUUACGAGGACAUCUUCACCAUCACUCUCGUCACUUGCCGAUCCGUUGGUAUUGGUGCCUACCUUGUGCGGCUCGGUCAACGUGCCAUUCAAGUCGAAGGCCAGCCUAUCAUCCUUACUGGUGCUCCUGCUAUCAACAAGUUGCUUGGUCGUGAAGUUUACACUUCUAACUUGCAGCUCGGUGGUACUCAGAUCAUGUACAAGAAUGGUGUUUCCCACAUGACUGCCAACGACGAUUUCGAAGGUAUCCAGAAGAUCGUUGAUUGGUUGUCAUUCGUUCCUGACAAGAAGGGAGCUCCCGUUCCAAUCCGCCCAUUGUCUGACAACUGGGACCGUGAUAUCACUUUUGUUCCACCAGGUCGCCAACCAUACGACGUACGAUGGUUGAUUGGCGGAAAGCAGGAAGAAGACGGCUUCUUGACUGGUCUCUUCGACAAGGACUCAUUCGAAGAGUCUCUCGGCGGCUGGGCUAGAACCGUUGUUGUUGGUCGUGCUCGUCUUGGCGGUAUCCCCAUGGGUGUUAUCGCUGUCGAGUCACGUUCAGUCGACAAUGUUACUCCAGCUGAUCCCGCCAACCCCGACUCCAUGGAAAUGGUGACCACCGAGGCUGGUGGAGUUUGGUUCCCUAACUCUGCUUUCAAGACCGCCCAGGCUCUGCGCGACUUUAACAAUGGUGAACAACUUCCAGUGAUGAUCUUGGCCAACUGGCGUGGUUUCUCUGGUGGUCAGCGUGAUAUGUACAAUGAGGUGCUGAAGUACGGUUCUUACAUUGUUGACGCUCUUGUCAAGUAUGAGCAGCCCAUUUUCGUAUAUAUUCCGCCAUUCGGCGAACUUCGUGGCGGUUCAUGGGUUGUUAUUGAUCCAACAAUCAACCCUGAACAAAUGGAAAUGUACGCUGAUGAAGAAGCACGCGGUGGUGUCUUGGAGCCUGAGGGUAUCGUCAACAUCAAAUACCGUCGCGAGAAGCAACUCGACACUAUGGCUCGCUUGGAUCCUAUUUAUGGCGAGCUUCGACGACAGCUUGAUGACAAGUCGCUCAGCAACGAACAAUUGUCUGAUAUUAAAUUGAAGAUGGCUGCCCGUGAAGAACAGCUUUUGCCUGUGUAUAUGCAGAUUGCCCUGCAAUUCGCCGAUCUUCACGACCGUGCCGGGCGUAUGGAGGCCAAGGGCACCAUUCGCAAACCCCUGCAAUGGAAGAACGCCCGACGAUUCUUCUACUGGCGUCUCCGCCGUCGUUUGAGCGAAGAAUUGAUCCUCAAGCGCAUGAUCGAUGCUCAACCCAAACCCACUCCCAAGACCGCCAAGAGCGGUGCUGUCCCCGCCAGCGGCAUUGUUGCUCCUUCAUCAACCGCUCGCGAAUCUCAUCUCAGCACUCUCUUAUCCUGGAGUGGCCUAUUAGCCAGUGAAUGGGAGCACAACGACCGCAAGGUCGCUCUCUGGUAUGAAGAGAACAAGAAGAACAUCUACUCCAAGAUUGAAGCAUUGAAGACUGAGACUAUUGCAUCUGAUGUUGCUCAAUUGCUGAUUGGUAACAAGGAAGGAGGUCUUAAGGGUGUGCAACAAGUUUUGAGUAUGUUGCCUGCUGAGGAACGCGAGUCUGUGUUGAAGUAUCUUGCCUCAGUGUAA
Talaromyces stipitatus ATCC 10500 is the source of this 6858-nucleotide messenger RNA. RefSeq names its product acetyl-CoA carboxylase, putative. The record is from RefSeq and is a predicted model, not a curated record. The transcript is spliced from 4 exons. Gene Ontology annotation, biological process: fatty acid biosynthetic process. Gene Ontology annotation, molecular function: metal ion binding; ATP binding; acetyl-CoA carboxylase activity. The coding region runs from base 1 to 6858 and encodes 2285 amino acids. NCBI's taxonomy places the organism in Eukaryota, Fungi, Ascomycota, Eurotiomycetes, Eurotiales, Trichocomaceae.